Molecule: messenger RNA, 7029 nt
Organism: Delphinapterus leucas (beluga whale)
Lineage: Eukaryota; Metazoa; Chordata; Mammalia; Artiodactyla; Monodontidae
Source: RefSeq, a predicted model, not a curated record
UCCCGGCUCUUGAGCAGGGUAGCUGCUGAGGAGGUGGUGCGGCGGGCCCGGGAGGCCGAGGUUCGGGCGGGGCGGCGGGAGAGGCUGGCAGGCGGCGCCGGCAGCGUGGGGAGAGCGGCGCCGCGGGCUGGGCGCUCCGGGCGAGAGGAGUCCGCUCCAUGCGUGCGGGCCGAGGCCGGCCCCUGCGAGCCGCAGACAUGAAGAAAGACGUGCGGAUCCUUCUGGUGGGAGAACCUAGAGUUGGGAAGACAUCACUGAUUAUGUCUCUGGUCAGUGAAGAAUUCCCAGAAGAGGUUCCUCCCCGGGCAGAAGAAAUCACCAUUCCAGCUGAUGUCACCCCUGAGAGAGUUCCAACGCACAUUGUAGAUUACUCAGAAGCAGAACAGAGUGAUGAACAACUUCAUCAAGAAAUAUCACAGGCUAAUGUUAUCUGCAUAGUUUAUGCUGUUAACAACAAGCAUUCUAUUGAUAAGGUAACCAGUCGAUGGAUUCCUCUCAUAAAUGAAAGAACAGACAAAGACAGCAGGCUGCCUUUGAUAUUGGUUGGGAACAAAUCUGAUCUGGUGGAAUACAGUAGUAUGGAGACCAUCCUUCCUAUUAUGAACCAGUACACAGAAAUAGAAACCUGUGUGGAGUGUUCAGCAAAAAAUCUGAAGAACAUAUCGGAGCUCUUCUAUUAUGCACAGAAAGCUGUUCUUCAUCCUACAGGGCCCCUGUACUGCCCAGAGGAGAAAGAGAUGAAACCAGCCUGUAUAAAAGCCCUUACUCGUAUAUUUAAAAUAUCUGAUCAAGAUAAUGAUGGUACUCUCAAUGAUGCUGAACUCAACUUCUUUCAGAGAAUUUGUUUCAACACUCCGUUAGCUCCUCAAGCUCUAGAAGAUGUCAAAAAUGUAGUCAGAAAACAUAUAAGUGAUGGUGUGGCUGAUAGUGGAUUGACACUGAAAGGUUUUCUUUUUUUACACACACUUUUUAUUCAGAGAGGGAGACAUGAAACUACUUGGACUGUGCUUCGACGAUUUGGUUAUGAUGACGAUCUGGAUUUGACACCCGAAUAUUUAUUUCCCUUGCUAAAAAUACCUCCUGAUUGCACUACUGAAUUAAAUCAUCACGCAUAUUUGUUUCUCCAAAGUACUUUUGACAAGCAUGAUUUGGAUAGAGACUGUGCUUUGUCACCUGAUGAGCUUAAAGACUUGUUUAAAGUUUUCCCUUACAUACCUUGGGGGCCAGAUGUGAAUAACACAGUUUGUACGAAUGAAAAAGGCUGGAUAACCUACCAGGGAUUCCUUUCCCAGUGGACGCUCACGACCUAUUUAGAUGUGCAGCGGUGCCUGGAGUAUUUGGGUUAUCUAGGCUAUUCAAUAUUGACUGAGCAAGAGUCUCAAGCUUCAGCCAUCACAGUAACAAGAGAUAAAAAGAUAGACCUUCAGAAAAAACAGACUCAAAGAAAUGUGUUCAGAUGUAAUGUAAUUGGGAUGAAAAACUGUGGGAAAAGUGGAGUUCUUCAGGCUCUUCUUGGAAGAAACUUAAUGAGGCAGAAGAAAAUUCGUGAUGACCAUAAAUCAUACUAUGCAAUUAACACUGUUUAUGUAUAUGGACAAGAGAAAUACUUGUUGUUGCAUGAUAUCUCAGAAUCGGAAUUUCUAACUGAGGCUGAGAUCCUUUGUGAUGUUGUGUGCCUGGUAUAUGAUGUCAGUAACCCUAAAUCCUUUGAAUACUGUGCCAGGAUUUUUAAGCAACACUUUAUGGACAGCAGAAUACCUUGCUUAAUCGUAGCUGCAAAGUCAGACCUGCAUGAAGUCAAACAAGAAUAUAGCAUUUCACCUACUGAUUUCUGCAGGAAACACAAAAUGCCUCCACCACAAGCCUUCACUUGCAGUACUGCUGAUGCCCCCAGUAAAGACAUCUUUGUUAAAUUGACAACAAUGGCCAUGUACCCAGAGGAUCAUUACAGAGACAGACUCUCCCGAGACAUGGGCAACACUGAUAGAAUAGAGAAUUUGAGAAAAAUCUGGGUCUUUCUAAAAACUGCUUUCCAUGCCCGGUUACGCUGUAUGUGCACCUGCAACAGGUGUACAUUUUGCAUCUGUCAGAACUUCCUCAACUCAGACUUGCUGCAAUCUGUAAAGAACAAAAUCUUCACUGCAGUUCUUAACAGCUUUAGUUCUGCCCUUUAGAACAACAUACGACUAUUCUACUCCCUCUUCAACAUAGCCUUCAGACAUUUGAAGACGGCCAUCAUGUCUCCCCUAAAUUUCUCUUCUCCAGGUAGAACAUCCCCAUUUCUUUCAGCCUUUUCUUAAAUGGUUUAGUGACUUCAUCAUUCCUGGUUUUCCUCAUCUGAAAGCCCCUUAGUUGUUCAGAGUACCUCUUAAAAAGUGCCACUGAGAAUGGAGAACAGUGCUCCCGGUGUGAUCUGACUAGUCCAUAACGGUGGGUGGUCAUAUUCCACAGUUAGGACAGCACCUGUCUACUGCAUGAAUUAACUUUUUAGCAGCCCCAGCCCACUGUUGAUGCAUAUUAAUCUUGGGGUUGAAAUCAGAUUUUUUCAUACAAGUGCUAUUAAGGCAGUGUCCCCUCCUCUCUGUGUAUUUGACAGUUUUAGUUGGCUCUUUGUAUCUAAAUGCGGAUACAUAUAUAUCUCUAUUGAGUGUCAUAUUCUGCUUUUUGAUCCAUUGUUCUAGCUCAGUCAUUUCAAACAUUAUUUCUGUCAUUUGUCCCAUUAUAUAUAUUUCUCGGCAUUGUGUUAUUUGCAAAUUUGGUAGCUGUGUCUUCUUUAUCUUUCAAGUUAUUGAUUAAAAAAUAAUGUUGAAUACCCAGAGAUUAGAGAGCGAGAUUGCUCAAGCAAGCAAGCCCUUUAGUGCUCCACUAGAGAACUCUUCCCAGUGACACAGAUUCAGAAUUCUUGGGGAAAGAUUAUUCUGUCAAUUAAAAAUAUUUUAUUAUCCAGCCCAUGUUGUAUCUUACUGUCUUAUAAGAGAUUUCCUGGAGGGCUCUUUUGAAAUCAAUAUAAUUUCUACCACAUUCCUCUGAUCCACCAAUGUAUUAAUUUUAUCUAAAUAGAAAGUGACAUCUAUUUGGUGUCUUAUUCUUGGUGAACUCACCUUGGCUCCUAGUAAUUGCUGAUCGCAAACCAUCAGUUUUAUUCUAGAAGCUCUUGAUCGUCCAUAAUUGCAGAUUGAUUCGUUGUCUGCAUCUUUAGUGCCAAUUUUAGUUUUAGGUUGGUUUAGUCAGCUUCCCAAUGAAAUAGGUUGGGUGUGCAUUAAUGGAUGAGAUUGCUCAUCAUAAAUUACUCUGUACAGUGAUCCUCGAAGAGAAAUCAGUCCAUUUUGUCAUAUCUAAUUAUAAGCUAGAAAUAAUUUAAUGGUAAUGUCAGCAUACAUCACUGAUGUCUGGUAAUCAAGAAGGAAAGAAUGAAAAAGAUGAGGAGGAAAACCAGCAUACUUUUCAGAGAACUCCUUCCUCUUCCCUGGUAGUAUUUCAAUAAAUUAUUUUAUAGAAGUCCAGUGGAAAUUUAGGAGCUCUAUAUUGAAGUUUCUUCUAAUUCACAAAAGGAUUAUAGAUGAGGUAGGUGAGGAUGGAGGCCAAAAACUUAAGUACCUACAGGGUCUGGAUGGAUAAUGUUAAUGAAUGAAGGUGGCCAAGGAGAAGAAAUAAGAGAGGUGGGAGCUACGACAGGUCCUGUCUGCAAGAGGCAGCCACCACUCAGCUCUGGCUGUUGGUUAUUGUGCAAGCGUGGUAUCGCCAGGACUUCUGAUUCUCUGAGACACUAGAAGUCAGGAUUUUUUAGGUAAAAUUUCCUGAUAUUUAAGUAAAGGCAAUUAAAUUUUAAAAAUCUGAAGUACUAAUCAGAACAAAGAAAGCAUGUUUACAGGCCACCAGUUUGCACCUUCAGUCUUAAGACAUAGCCUAAAGUUGUGAAAAUGCAGGCCAGAAAAAGGUGCACCUGAGGAAGGAAAAUGUCUCUUACAAACACCUCCACAUACAGUUUUACUCCUUUCUCUUUAAUAACUUGAAAAAGUAAUGGGGUUGGUGGGGUGAGAAUGGAACCACUUUCCCUACCGUGUCUUGGGUUUUGGCAACCUUUUGGUGGUUGGUCACCACUGGUUUGCUGUGCUAGGUGUAUCUUAAUGUUACAUAAACAGAGAAAGGAUUCACUAAUUGAGUAAAAGUCAUAUAAGAAUUUUUCACUGUAAUUCAAUAGGGACGAUUCUCACUCAACAGUAAGUCUUAAGUCUUCUCAUUUUAGAAAUCUGCUGUGCCUAGCGUUUGAUUUAGAAGUAUAAAUGAGCAGUUUAAAAUUUUUUAUUUAACCGAAAAGUUUUGUAAAAUGUCUGCAAAGAAAUUAAUAGACAAAUAUUGGUACAUACAUGUUGGUCUCAAAUUAGUACAUUGUUUUAGCAUGCUUGUAAAAAUUUUGAUCACCAAAGUAGAAACUACUUCCAGAGAUAAUACAUGUUUGGUGCCACGUUCUCCCCUUAUGUCAUCCUCCUACCACUUUGAUUUAUUCAUCCAAAUACUUAAGUACCUGCUUUAGAUAGGAUCCUGCUGUGAGCUGGGGCAAAAUAUCAAGAUGAAGAAGAUACAGACCUGUGUUUAAAUACCUUUCUAAAUAUUGUGUUAAAUUUUUUUUUUAACUUUUGGUUAUAUUUUCAGUGACCUUAGUGCCCUAUGCUAGCAAAGGAAAUGCUGUAACCUGAUCAUGAGAGGAUCUAUGCCAAAUUAAUUAAUUUAUUCUUACGCAAUUUCAACAGUUCCAACAUUUCUGAAAUUGUCCAUUUUUCCCCAUCUGUUUUUGACCAGAAAAGAUUGUCUUUAUUUUUUUAGCUUAUUUACUGACACUAUGUAUUUUAAGUAGAAAGUAGUAAUAAAAAUUUUUUUCUUUCCAGUUUAAUUGAAUGUAUAUUCAACAUGUGAGAGAAGUGUUUAACUACAUAGCUGACGUGUGACUUUGUUCUUUGGUAAUUAUGGUCUCAGCCUUUAGAUCUGGAUAGGUUUAUGUUUUUCUUUGGAAUAAUUUAUGAAUAGCUGGAAUUAUUUGAAUUUAAAUACAUUUGGAAGAUUAUUAACCUGUGGCCAGGUGAUUUUAGUCUCUGGCAAUGCUUUCAUUUCAAAUAGUGAAAAUCAUGUUAUUGGAGAAAAGUACCUUUUGAUUAUAUUUUAAUUAUAAAUACCUCUUAAAUCUGAAGGUGUUAAAAUGAUUAUGUAGGAGUGGGCUUGAUUGUUGGUUUGAACUACCCAGGAUUUUAGUUUAUUAAGUAUUUAUUAUUCUGACUUUAGAACACUCCUGCUUUGCAUGAGGAUGUCACUGUACUGUAGUGUGUGUGCACUUUAAUUUGUCCCUUCCUUUAGGUGUUCAUUUUCAUUUGUUUGCCUGUGCCACUUAGUCAUUUUUUAACUCCUCUUGAGCCGUUUCCCAGCUGUGUUUCAGUGUAUAAUCCUCCCAUUUUUCCUAACCUAUAAUUUAAUCAAAUUGUUUAUUUUACGAUUUAUUAUUUUGGUGUGGUUUUCUCUGAUGCAUAUCUUGGUUUUAGUAUUUCUUUCACCACAUUUUAGUACUUGGAUUAGCCGUAUAGGUUAUUUGUUCAUGUUACUUCUUAAGUUUGGUAACAGCAUCUUACUUUAGCAACAAAAUGUGUAGUUCACACUGAGUAUUUACCGAGACGCAAAGGUAUGAUGGACAAGUCAUCAUACCCAUUGUAUUUUUUAUCCUGUUUAUUAAUGUAUUUUUAAAAAUUGGAUAUAUGUGACAUUUAUUUUAAUCUGUUCUUUAACGACUCACUUCAUUUGCCCAUAUUACUUUAAUAAUCACCUAAGUUCCUCCUUCACAUUGUUUGAAAUCAUGUUACUUAAUAUAGGAGCCCUGUUUUUGAAGAAAGGACUUCACUGUUGUCACGCUAAAAUGAACUGUCUUUUCACAGGAUUGCUUUAUGAAGAGGAUAGUUUCGUAGAAAUCUUAAUGCUAUAGAGAUUCUGUAGGGAAUGUAAGAGUUCUCAGGAUAUUACGUUACAGUAAAAUAUUGUAUUUUAAGGAAGUGCAUCCUCUGUUUUAAUUUCAUAUGAAACUUCUGUGUUCAUAUGAAAGGUCCUUACAAGGCUUUUCUUUGAAUUUGGAUACAUAUACAUAGUCAUACGUUUAAAAUUAUAUGAGAGCUUGUGUUAUAGAUUCUCUUCAAGUAAGCUGCUGCUGCUUAUAAAUUAAAAAAUUUUUGCCAUUUGGUUUAGUAUAUUAAAGGACACAACAGGAUGGAGUUUGCCUAUUCUGACCUUUAAGUAUCUGUAGUUAACAUGUAGAAGACAUUAUGUGUUUCCCAUGUAUCUACAAUCAUCCAUGAAUUUUUAUUCUUCUAAUGCUUGGUGAAGCAUUUCUUGACAUUGAUGCACACCUAUGUCCUUUUCCUAAGUAUGUUACUGUUUAGGCAUGCUCAGUUAACAGCUUUCGUAUGAUUUGUGUUAUAGUUCAUCUUUGUUGGACACUGUGGUUUUAUUUCUUAACCUAUUUCGAGAAAUAGCUUAUUAAAAUGUUUCAUGCCUACUAGUUCAAUUAGAAUUGUCAUUGUUAAAAUUAUUAUUAGCAGUAAUGGCAUUAUUAUUGGAGGUAAAUAUGAAAAAAUACUUCACCAGGUGGCAGAAACAAAAAGCAGGGAGAGGAUAACAUUCCCUUUAUUAUUGGUUAAAUACACUGAACCAAUAAAGAUUUUAGUUCAUGUUCUUAUAUUUACCAUAAAUUGUAGUUAAUCAAAGCAUUUUGUAUGCCUUCUUUAAGGCAUUCUGUGCAAAGGUACAUAGGAAUUUUUGUCUGUUGUUAUAUGCCUAUGUGACCUUCACACAAAGUUUUUAAUGUGCCUCUUUAUUGCCUGAAUUUUGAAACAUUAUCUUCUCUCUGCCUUGUUAAGUAGCAGCCUUAGUAAUACCCAGGUCCAAACCUGUUGGUUUGCUCCCACACUUGUGUCAAAAAGCGCUUGUUUGGCUUCCCUGGUGGCGCAGUGGUUGAGAGUCCGCCUGCUGAUGCAGGGGUCACGGGUUCGUUCC